Merops nubicus (carmine bee-eater) is the source of this 617-nucleotide messenger RNA. Its product is annotated as ras-related and estrogen-regulated growth inhibitor-like. NCBI's taxonomy places the organism in Eukaryota, Metazoa, Chordata, Aves, Coraciiformes, Meropidae. The record is from RefSeq and is a predicted model, not a curated record. Gene Ontology annotation, molecular function: GTPase activity; GTP binding. The annotation marks the transcript as partial. The transcript is spliced from 3 exons.
CACUGACUGUAAGAUUCAUCACCAGGAGGUUCAUUGGAGACUAUGACCCAACCCUAGAAAUGAUCUACAGACACAUGGCUGUCAUCGACGGGGAGAUGGUGCACUUUGAGAUCCUGGACACAGCCGGGCAGGAGGAGGACUCCCUGCAGAUCGAGGAGAAGAUCAAGUGGGGCGAUGGCUUCGCCGUGGUGUACUCGGUGACGGACCGGUGCAGCUUCGACGAGGUGCUGCGGCUCUGCUUCCUCAUCAACCACAUCCACGCCAGCCCCAAGCGCAGCGCCGCGGCCGAGCAGCCCCCCGUCGUCAUCGUGGCCAACAAGAAGGACUUGCAGUUCGACAGGAUGGUGUCCACGGAGGAUGGUGAAAACCUCUCCAAGGCCCUGAAGCUUCCUUUCUACGAGAUCUCCACCCGGGACAGCUACGAGGAGACCGUGGCGGUGUUCAACACCCUCUACCAGGAGCUCAUGAGGCAGGGGCAUUUCUCCCCGGGCUCCUUCAAGAGGAGGACGGUGUCAAAGCUGAUGGAGAAGAUCCCUAAGAUGCAAGGCAGCUCCACCUUGAACUCCGCGGGCCGGAGCCUCAGCUUCAACUCCUUCAGGGACUACAUCCCCGAGUGA